GUCACCCCACAGGAUUAAAAACCUGUCAAAGGGCGAAGGAAUCCUAUACGAGACAACGGCCAUACAACUAGGAGAUGGAAAACUCCAAAAUAAACCUUAGGUCGAGAAGUAGCGACACUAGUAUCCGAAGUUGGCAGAAGAGCAGUACCGUCGAUGGCUUCUGAACAGCAGGAGGCGGGCCAGUAACCUGGUUUUGGCUCCUGGAGGAAGGCAACGGAAAACCAACUACAUUAACAGUUCCAAGGCGCAUUAUAGACGGACCGAAUAAUGGUACCAUGGUCAAGGCAUCGUCGAAAACCACUGGCAAUACUAGUUAUGGUCUGGCUCUUCGUGACGCUACGACUCAACGUAUACAUUCCUUCGGUCAAGAUUCCGAAUGACGCACUGACAACCGGAGACUCUAGAUUCGACGACUAUAUCCAAGAAAGGUCUCCCAGAAGGGAUUUGCAUUAUAACCCAAGGAUAAAAAACGAAGAUCUCAUACUAAUACAAAAUAAUAACGAGACAAAAUCAGCAGAUACAUUGGAUAAUGAAGGAGUCAACGGACCAAGGGAACCACAUGGGAGCAGAAAGUCGAAUCCUGAAGUGCAAGAGAAAAAGGAAUCAAAUAUUUCUGAAACGCAUCAGGACAAGGAAUCAAAUCCCGAGAUGGAACAGAAUAAGGAAUCAAACCCUUCUGAAAUCCGACAAAAUCAAGAAUCGAAUCCCGAAAAACAUAAAGAUAAUAAAGGCACAAAUUUUGAGAUGCAAGAAAUCAAAGAAUCAAGUCGUGAGAUACAAGAAUAUCAUGAAAUGCAAGAUAACAAAGAAUCAAAUCGUGAGAUGGAAGAAAGUAGGGAAUCAAACAUUGAGAUGCAAAAAAAUAAAGAUUCAAAUAAUGAGUUGCAAAAAAACAAAAAUUCAAAUCUUGAGAUGCAAGAAAAUAAAGAUUCAAAUCGUGAGAUACAGGAUAACCAAGAAUCAGAUCGUGAGAUACAGGAUAACCAAGAAUCAAAUCGUGAAAUGCAAGAAAACAAAGAAUCAAGCAGUGAGAUGCAAGAAAACAAAGAUUCGAAUCCUGAGAAACAAGAAAACAAAGAUUCGAAUCCUGAGAGACAAGAAAAGAAAGAUUCGAAUCCUGGGAAACAAGAAAACAAAUAUUCGAAUCCUGGGAAACAAGAAAAGAAAGAUUCGAAUCCUGGGAAACAAGAAAACAAAGAUUCGAAUCCUGGGAAACAAGAAAAGAAAGAUUCGAAUCUUGGGAAACAAGAAAACAAAGAAGUGAAUAGCGAGGCACAAGAAAAUAAAGAAUCAAACACUGAGACACAAAACAGGGAAUCAAAUUCUACUGAACAUCAACAGAAAAAUGAAACAAUUUCCGAGAUUAAAACCGGGGGAUUAAAACCAACUCUAGUAUAUGAGAAUGUGGAGGCGUUUUCUGAAGCAGAAGAAAAGAAACUAAAACCGAAUGCCUCUGAACUGCAUGUACAAUUGCAAGGAAGUGAAACCAAUAAAUCGCAAAAGGAACCGAAAAAGAGACCAACCUUGUUGAAACUAAAAGGCCCAGUUCUGUCGCAUGUCAUCGACCCAUCUGAAGUCUUAGUUCGACAGGAAGAACUAUCGGCUCUUAAGGCAAGAAUCGAGUCACUGAAUAUGGAACAACGAAUCUUUAACGCACAUCUAUUUGGACCUGUUACAGCGAAAACGACGAUUCUCCUGGUACAGGUGCACAGGCGGCUGGAAUACCUGACCCAUUUGGUGAAGAGCAUGAGGGAGGCCCGAGGCAUCAACGACACCCUCGUGAUCUUUAGCCACGACUUCUGGGACGACCAAAUUAACGCCUUCGUUCAGAACAUCAGUGAAUUCAGAGUGAUGCAGAUGUUCUUUCCUUACUCGAUUCAGCUCCACCCGUCUACUUUUCCCGGACGCGACCCCAGAGACUGCGAGUGGAAUAUGCCCAGGGACAGUGACCAAGACUGCUUAAACAAGGCUUGGCCAGAUAAGUACGGGCACUACCGGGAGCCACAGUUUACCCAAAUCAAACACCACUGGUGGUGGAAGAUCAACAGAGUGUUCGAUGUGCUACGCGUGACCAAAAACUGGACAGGGACUGUACUCAGUCUGGAGGAGGACCACUACCUCCUUCCCGACACCCUACAUGUCCUGAACUUGUUGUUGCAUCAAAGGCCCAGUGUUUGCCCAACGUGCCAUGUGAUGGGACUCGGGAAUUACCAGCUCAAAAAAGCUUUACCUGAAAAAAUGUUAAUGGGAGACUGGCCUGUGAGUGGCUAUAACCUUGGCUACACCUUGGACCGUGAUGCCUGGGAGACCAUCAAGAAGUUAAGUGACGUUUUCUGCACCUACGAUGAUUAUAACUGGGAUCUGACGCUCUCCUACAUGGUACUCCAACAUAUAAGGCCUCAUCUGGGUAUGCUUCGCGUAGAAUUGUCCAGGGUGGCACACAUAGGAACAUGUGGAACACACUUCAAAGCUGCGACCUGUAAUAUAAAGAGAGAGAUCGAGAAAGUCAAGCUGAGGUACGACACAAACAAGCUUUUCCCGAAGAACCUCGUGCUACACGGGACUUAUAUGAAGAGGAAAGGCAAGAGCACCCCGAGCGGCGGAUGGGGAGACGUGAGGGACAUUCAGCUGUGUAAACUCAUCGCUCAAGAGGCUUCGGGCGCCAAUGUAACAGCCAUCAACACGGAGGGUCACAGAUGAAAACUGACAGUUUCAGGCUUGUAAAAUUUGUCUCUAAACUUCAACGUUGAUUUUGUGAAACUAAAGUGAGGUCUAGAUUUAAUAUUCUACAGACUUACUUGUUAGUCGAUUGAUACGUAAGCGUAGCCAAGUGAAAUCUUGAAUAAUUUUCAGAUGCGUUUAACUUUUAAGGAAACUUCUUUAACCACCUAUAUGACAUUGUCAAUCAGUUUAUAUCUACAAAGUUUAGACAUGAAAGACUACUACCCAUGAAAAUAGUAUCAGACCACAAAACCCUAGUUAUCGGAUGAAAAAAUCUUUAUAAAUUAAAGGGAAGACGCUGGGAAUGCUGCCCCUGAAAAAGUAAGAAUGUCUUAAGCAAUUGAUUCGCCCACAGUAUAUCGCAGUAUAUGAUCUUCUAUAUGUUUAUCAAAACGAGACUUAUUUCACUUGGCGCAAUUCUUUAUAUCUCCAGUGAAACUUGUGUUGGGUAUAAUGUUUUCCUUACAUCAUUGGGAAGGUGCGUCGGGGGCUACUUGCCGAGUUUUGACAUUACAAAUAAACAAGAAGGAUGUAGUUUUGAAAGCACUACGCACUCCCCCCAAAAAAAGUAAAAUAAAAAUAAGUAAAUAAAAUAAAGAAAAACAAAGAUUUAGAUAUGGUGUUAAUUACGAAAUGGAGCAGUGUAUCAGUAAAUAUGGAGGAAAUGAAAAUUUCAAAUUUACUUUAAAAUGUAUAACUUACAUCAAGGUUGACUUGAUGUUUCAGUUCAUAAUCUCAGCGACGUAUGAAUGGAAAUGAAAAUGAAGUCUAGAUUUAAGUCCAACCCCAAAGAACCACGAAAUGAACACGGGUGUUUGGCAGGAGAAACCAAGCAAAUUAGUGUUGCUACUGAAAUUCUUCCGAGAAAAACUUUGCAGACCUGUAAAAUGUAUGCAAAUGGCAUGGUGAAACUGCACAUAUUAAGUCAGCAACAUGCAGGUGUACAGACAGAGGAGAAACAUUUGUAUAUUUUUAUAUUAAAAAAGAAAAAGCAA
Molecule: messenger RNA, 3716 nt
Organism: Penaeus monodon (black tiger shrimp)
Lineage: Eukaryota; Metazoa; Arthropoda; Malacostraca; Decapoda; Penaeidae
Exons: 9
Coding region: 268-2700 (810 amino acids)
Biological process (GO): oligosaccharide biosynthetic process; protein N-linked glycosylation
Cellular component (GO): Golgi stack; Golgi membrane
Molecular function (GO): alpha-1,6-mannosylglycoprotein 2-beta-N-acetylglucosaminyltransferase activity
Source: RefSeq, a predicted model, not a curated record